Molecule: messenger RNA, 1257 nt
Organism: Tupaia belangeri chinensis (Chinese tree shrew)
Lineage: Eukaryota; Metazoa; Chordata; Mammalia; Scandentia; Tupaiidae
Gene: GPR150
Product: G protein-coupled receptor 150
Exons: 3
Coding region: 142-1257 (371 amino acids)
Biological process (GO): cellular response to hormone stimulus; G protein-coupled receptor signaling pathway
Cellular component (GO): plasma membrane
Molecular function (GO): peptide binding; G protein-coupled receptor activity
Source: RefSeq, a predicted model, not a curated record
CGGCCUCCAUCGCCCUGCUGAGCGUGUGCCUUUGCAACUAACUUUGGGAACUCGUGGACCCCGCGUCGCUCCCCGCGCCGCCUCGCCUCUGCUUCGGUUUCCCGCGCCCUGUUCGCCCUCUUCGGCGUCUCUAGGCUACGGAUGGAGGAUCCCUUCAGCCCUGCAACUGUGUCGCCAGCGGUCAACCUCUCCGUACCCGUCUCGCUCGGCUGGGGUCUCAACGUGACUUCGGGGCAGGGAGUCCCCGCCCCGGGGCUGCAGCCGCCGCAGCCGCCACCGCCCAGUCGCCGCGUCCGCCUGGUGUUCCUAGGGGUUAUCUUAGUGGUGGCGGUGGCUGGCAACGCUACGGUGCUGUGCCGCCUGUGCGGUGGCGGCGGACCCCGUGCAGGUCCCAAACGUCGCAAGAUGGACUUCCUGCUGGUGCAGCUGGGGCUGGCCGACCUGUACGCGUGCGGGGGCACCGCGUUGUCGCAGCUGGUCUGGGAGCUGCUGGGCGCGCCCCGCCCCGCGACAGGCGACCUGGCGUGCCGCUUCCUGCAGCUGCUGCAGGCGUCGGGCCGAGGUGCCUCAGUCCACCUCGUGGUGCUCAUCGCUCUCGAGCGCCAGCGAGCCGUGCGCCACCCGCAGGGGCGGCCACUCUCCGCGGCGCCCGUCGCGGUCAUGGGCGUCGCUUGCAGUCGCCUGCUCUGUGUCUGGUGGCAGCGCCGGCCCCAGGCCCUGGGGGCUGCGACGCCCUGGCCGGGGAGCGGGUGCCGCGCCGCCGCGCCCAGCGCGCUGCCCCGCGCCAAGCUGCAGAGCCUCAAGAUGAGCCUGGUGCUGGCGCUGCUGUUCGUGGGCUGCGAGCUGCCCUACUUCGCAGCCCGGCUGGCGGCCGCGUGGUCCGCCCGACCCGCGGGAGACUGGGAGGGAGAGGCCCUGGCGGGGGCGCUGCGCGCGGGGGGACGAGGGGUCCUCGCCCCCACCGCCGCCGCGCCCCAGGCCGCUGCCCUGCUCCUGCGAAACCUCCUUCUAGAUGCUCGACGACGGCGGGGCACAGGUCACCCGUCGCUGCGGUGCAGGAGGCCUGCGGGGGCCUGUCUAAAUCCCAGCUGGCAGGAGUGUCUCCAAGAGAGCGACACUGAAGCUGUCUCUUCCUUCACUCUCCAUUUAGAUUUUCUCCUAACGUUGACAUGGCCUACUCGCUUCCAGUAUCAUUUCCUCCCUCCGUUCCUCUCACAGUUCCUCAUUUGGAGCAGAGUCCCCUUUGGAAAGUCGUAA